Molecule: messenger RNA, 441 nt
Organism: Penicillium brevicompactum
Lineage: Eukaryota; Fungi; Ascomycota; Eurotiomycetes; Eurotiales; Aspergillaceae
Product: Major facilitator superfamily domain general substrate transporter
Exons: 3
Coding region: 1-441 (146 amino acids)
Biological process (GO): transmembrane transport
Cellular component (GO): membrane
Molecular function (GO): transmembrane transporter activity
Source: RefSeq, a predicted model, not a curated record
AUGGGUGUCUCUUCAUUCAUGUCCAAGAUGAAGCCCACUGCGGCGGAAUCUCAGGUCUCUUCUCAAACUGCUACUCCUGCUCGUGCCGACUCUACUAGUGUGGAGAAGGACAACCUCACUCUCGAUGACAGCCCUGUCAAGUAUCUCACAUGGCGUUCCUUCAUCCUCGGCCUGUGUGUCUCCAUGGGUGGUUUCAUUUUCGGAUACUCUACUGGUCAGAUCUCGGGUUUCACUACCAUGCCCGACUUCAAGGAGCGUUUCGCUGAGAAAACUGCUACCGGUGAAUAUGCCUUCAGUAACGUCCGCAAUGGUCUCAUUGUCGGUCUGGGUAUUGUCGCCGAUCUCCACGGCCCCAGCCCCCUGGAUGGCCCCAAGCACGGCGAGGCCGGCGCUGGCGAGCACCAGCACCAUGACAACACUGCCGAGAUUCGGGAAGAGUAA